AUGGCACAUAUCGUUACCAGAAAGUUACCAUCUUUAGUUAAGUUAUACGCUCAGAUAAUAGACUCGGAACUGACCGCGAAGCUGUUAGGUCGUGGUGUGGCGGUAUCACCUGUAGUAACUGUAGAACCCAGAAGAAGGAAAUUCCAUAAAGCCAUAACCCUCAGUAUGCCAGCUCCUCGUCCCCACACACAGGGGAUGACGAACCAAUACAGUACAUCAUCAGCCCCAACUCUUAGACUCCUCUGUUCCAUAUCAGGAGGAACUAACCGCGCUCAUUGGGAGGAUGUUACUGAAAAUACUCCGUUGACCUUUGUAAACGAUUGUGUUUCGUUCACGACAACUGUAUCCGCUCGGUAUUGGCUCAUUGAUUGCCGACAUAUCGAAGACGCGACUAAAAUGGCUACUGAAUUAUACAGGGAAGCUAUCCAUGUACCUUUCAUGGCACGUUUCGUGGUUUACGCUAAACGUACAGAUGAGUGUCAGGCUCAAUUGCGUAUGUUCUGUGUAACUGAUGACAAAGAAGAUAAGGCCUUGGAGAGAAUCGAAAGAUUCAUACAAGUUGCCAAGAGUCGCGAUGUUGAGGUGCACGAAGGAAAGCCUGUAUAUCUUGAAUUUGGUGGAAACCUGGUACCAGUGGCAAAAUCUGGAGAGCAACUGUCAAUACCUUUCCGAGCGUUCCGCGAGAAUAGAGUCGCUUUCCCAGUAAUGAUUAAGACGCAAGAUUUAGAGCCAAUGUGCCGAUGUCAAUUCAUGAGAGAUCCAAAAGUUCCAAAAGGAGAGCCUUCACCGACGCCGAUUGCGGUUCUAAACAUUAUGGUACCAGACGAUUUACUGGUGGAACGAACUUCCCCUUUACCUGCAGAUAUGAUGCCUCGACGUACAGAGGAACAGGAAUUAAUUUGGCGACAGCGGCUUAGUGAUCCAAGAUUGGAAGAUAUUUGUAAUUUGCUCGGUAAAGAUUGGGUGGCUUUGGCUUAUGAGUUAGGAGUGAGUGUUGCGACUGUGAAUCAAAUACAAGCGAAGAGAAUAACAGCAGCUGAACAGGCUCAGUUAAUGCUUAAACUCUGGAAGACUCAAUCUGGAACUAAAGCACAAGACAAUUCCUUGGAGCUUGCAUUAUGUCGUAUCGGAAGGGACGAUAUUAUUGCUCCGCAAUCGGAACUGACAAAUGAGAGACGUAUUCAAAGAAAUAUAUAUCAAGAGAGACAAGAAUCAGAGGAAAUUGAAGCUUAUAAAGCUGAGGAGGAUAACAAGCUCAAGGAGAAUGUUUAUGAUGAUAACGAAAUCGAAGAACGUACUCGUACAGAGGAUCUAGAUCAAGACGAAGCUAAAUAUUCUCCGGAAGAAAAAUCUGUUUUAGACAAAAGCGAAAUGGAUAGAACACCUACACCCAGCGAAGAAAGUGAGGAAGACGAAGAUAUAAAACGUAGUGUAGCUGAGAGGAAAGAACAGAUAACAAGAAAACUCAGUUGCAGUAAGGUACCAUCAUCUAAACAAAAGAAAGAGUUACGCGAAGAGAUAAUCGAGAUAAAAACUCAAAUUAAACCGGAUAUAAAGAAGUUUCAAGAUAUUGAACAACAGGUAAAAGCAGAAUCAAGAUUAGAACAAAGUCGUACAAAAGCUUCAGCGGAAACUGUUGAAGUUGAAGAUGUCAAAGAUUUACAGAAGGAACAAGCCGUCAAAGAGAAGAAAGAAGAGAUAAAACAAGAACAAUUCAGAAAAUUUGAUCCUUCGUCACCCGCUAAGCCCACACCAAAGCAUUUACAACGACAUAUGCGUAACGAAUCUAUGAGAUUUCCUUCUGGUGAUUUCUCAAAUGUCACAAUCACUCCUAAGAAAUCUACCUUAGUUGAAACACACCAAACGACGGAAACUAAACAAACUACUGAAAUAAAAAUUGAUACAUUUACUAAGGAAGCGAUAUCACAAAAAGAAAAAGAUAGUGCGAGGGUAGAAGAAAAAUUAGACGAUGGCGAUAGAUCACCUGAAUUAAUAACUGAUGAAAAUAAAGACAUUGCUGAAGCUACUCUUAAAGAUAAAAUAAAUGCAUUUGAAACGAAAAUAUCAAAGGAACCAACCGAAGCAUCUAAACAAAUCAAACUCACCAAAGAAGCUUUAAAAAGGCACACACAAGAACAAGAACAGAGUUUGGAAUACACUCAAGCCUUUGUCCGAGAACAGUCAAAGCAGAUAACUAAUAUUGAAAGUCAAAAAAUUGUUACUGAAUCGGAAAAACAAAUAGAAUCUGUCAAGUCAGUUAAAGAAACAGUACAACAAUUUGAUUCAAAAGUUAAACACGAAGAAAAACCAAAACAGUUCCCUAAAACUAUGAGAACUGAUUCCACUUUAGUUCAAGUAUCGUCUGAAGAAGAUAGUGAAUUUUUGAAAAAAUCAACGGAUUCAGAAACUGAAACUGAGUCACAGACGACAAUAAAAGUUGAAAAAGAUAAAAUAUCAAAAUUUGACAUUACGAAACAUACCUUUGAAAGAAAAAUAGAUAUUAGGGAUCAAUUUGAUACCAGGUCUAAACCAGAUGACAAGGAUAAACAAAAAAAAGCUGAUGAUGUUAAAAAAACUAUUGAAAUAGUUCCAAUAGUAGAACAAGUAAUUGGAAAACCAAUCAAAGAUGAGUUAAGCAUGAAAAUAAGCGAUGAGCAAAUGACCAAAACUGUUGAAACUCAACACUCAGUGGCCAGCACAAAAUCUGAUAUAAGCAAACAUACUAAAACCGAUUCAGUUGGAUCAGAUAUACAAGAUAUUCCAAGUCGAAAAAUUUCUCAAGAAUCUCCGUUGCCGUCUGGUAUCGACAAAACUGAUUCAUUAGCUGACUUACAACAGAGCACAGAAAGAGACGUCAGUUUUGUAUCUCAAACUGAGUCUAAGGUCUACUCAAAGGAUUCCAAACAUAGAAGUGAUUCGUUAGACGAAGCUUCACAGUUCUCCGAUUUAGAAGAUCAAAUUGGAUUAAGUCCUGCUCAUAGGCCAGUAGCGGAAAAACCCGUAGAUGAAGGAAAAAUUAUUGAAGUAGACGAAAAAAUUACUACUGUUACUGAAAAGAAUGUGAACGAAACCCUUCAAUUUUUAAAAUAUGAAAGUGAACACAGUGCUCAAGUGCACUUACCUACUCUAGUUUUAAAAGAAUCUGAAAAGGUGACUACCAAUGAAUCUCCAGUAAUAAGUGCUAAAGCAAGACAAUUUAUAGAAACUGUCCCGGAAGAUGAUUCUGUUCAAGAAUGCUUCUUUUCAAAACGAAUUUAUUCAGAUUCACUAGAGGAUUCAGAUCAUACUGAUUCUAGGCGACAUUCUGAAGCGGACUCUUUAAAAUCAGAUCAUUCAGACAUGAAAGCUAAAAUAUCAUCCUCAGAUUUUGACGAGAGAGCAGAAUAUGAAGGUACAGCAGACUCUGGAAGCGGUUUUGGUGACGAAAAAUUUGAAGAAAGCAUAGGUUUUACUUCAAUUAAAAUUGAUCCACAAGUUUUAGAAUCACAAAAGCAAGAUUCUGAUUCAACAUCAACCCAACUUGAUGAUGCGGAAGUCAUAUUUAAAAAAGUGGUACCGAAACGUCAUUCUCGAACUGAAUCCAUUUCAAUUACAAAACUAAGCGAUUUACCGGAUAUAAAAGCUCCUGUUACGAAACAAGAAUUCCAGAUGGUAGUAACCGAAGCUGAAGAAAUAGACAAAUCAUUUGAAAAAGACGAAGCUUCAGAUAAAAUUUCUUCCGAAAGCAGCAGAGAAAUUGAAAUAUCUGAUCGAAAAUCAUCUGAAGGUAUUUCGGACCGAAUAAGUUCAGAAGAUGCUGUCACAGACAAAAAAACUUCUUCUGAAGAAGAACAUAUAAAAGAUGACUUAACACUAGAAAAGGAAAUAACCAAAGACGUUACCAAAAUAAUGCCAGCCGUUUGUAAACAAUUAGAUAGGGUAGACACAACAUCAAAAGAAGAUCUAUUAUAUAAAGGGGAGGCAGACAAACGUCAAUCAGUAACGUCAGUUGGUUCUGUUAGUGAAAUACGUUUAGAUGAAAAACGCCUGUCUGAUGCUCAUAGUUUAACUGAAUCUAGAGAUUACACUUUCGAAGAAUCGGAAGAUGACAUCGGAACACAAGGGACUCAUGUAACGAAAGAAAAAGUAGAAACCAAACAAGAAUCUGAAACUAAAAUUAAAUCAUCAGACAAAAUUACUGAGCCCUCCAAAACCGCAAAAUUAAUUCAUGGUGAUUCAUUGGAUGAUGUUGAAGGUUUUCCCGAAGACCAUGUUGCUGAUUACGUGCACAAAUUACCACAUAUAGCUGAAGUCGGUUCUUUACCGGAUAUACAUGUUACUAAUAGUUUUCUUCAAAGAGAACGUGAAGAACAAUUAAAAAGAGAAACUGUUGAUGAAAAAGUUUUAACAAAAACUGAGAAAAUUGUUGAAGUAACCUCUUCAGCUAAGACUGAUGAAAAAGGAAGUUUAAAAGGUAUACCAAAAUCAAAAGAAGUAGCAGAUAAGUCUUAUAAAGGUGAUAAAGCGACUUCUACUACAGAAUACAGGGUUGGUGAUUCUGGUGAAAAUAUUGCAAUAACGACUGUGACCGAACAUAUUGAUGGGCUGCCAGGUGAAGAAAUAGUACGAACAACUGUAACUGAGACUAUUAAAUAUCCGUCUGGAAGAGAAACUGUAUCCACGAAGGUUUCAGAAAAUGUGCGAGUACAUAGACAACAAAUAAUAAAAUCUGCAGAAGAUUCUACAAAACGCUUAGAUGAAAAAGUACCUUCUGUUAGGUCUAACGAAACGGAUAUCAUCAAAGAUAGUAGUUACGACUCUACUGAAGCAGAAAAUUCACAAAAAUUAACUACGUCAAAAACUGAGACUAAGAUUGGUGAACAAGGCGAAAAUAUAACGGUAGCAACCGUUACAGAGACUUACAAAAACCAAAUUGGUGAAGAAGUAACUAGAGUAACUGUAACUGAAACCACGACUUUCCCUUCAGGAGAAGUAAAAACAUCUACUAAAGUUUCCGAAUCCAUUAAGUCUGUAUCCUCAGUAAAAGAUAAUAGUACUCAAAACAAAGAUCAAAACUAUAAAUUUUCGCCUGACUUAGGUUUACCUCAAGAUCAUAAGCCUUCAAUUACAGUUGAAACUAAUUUUGGGCCUUCCGGUGAAGAAAUUGUUAUAGAGACUGAAACUUUGACGUAUAAAUUACCAACAAACGAAGAAGUCAUAAAAACUACCGUUACUGAAACUACUACAUAUCCAUCUGGGAAAAAAACUAUAUCAAAAAGAACAUCAGAACGUAUUGUUUCAUUCAAAGAAGAAUCAUAUACUACUUUGCCAUCUGAAAUAAGUGAAACUACCUUAGAAGAUACGAUUCACAGUAUGUUGCAUAAAUCAGGUGACCUUGGAGACGAAAAGGAUAUAACUUCAUCCACGGAAACCAAAACUGAAGUGGGACCCAGCGGUGAAGAAAUAAUAAUAACAACGCUCACUGAAACAUCUAAAACUCCUGGAGGGGAUACCAAAGUAAGAGUCACUGUAACUGAAGUUACUAAAUAUCCAUCUGGUGAAGAAACUAUUUCUACAAAGGUAUCUGAGUCAAUGAAAUCAUCGCAAAGUCAUAUAAGUUCCACUAAAGAAUCAAAAACAACAAUUAUUGAUGAAAAACAACUUGAUAGUGAUGCAAAAAAGGUGACAAAAAAGGAUGAAGGAGUAAUUAUGGGAAAAGAUACAACUCAUAAGCUGGUAAUGGAUGAACUAAUAGCUCAUGCUGCGGAAUCACAAGACAAGGUUAAAAAACACGAUGAAAAAGAUAUACAUUCACAUGACAAAAAAACAAUGAAAGUACAAGCAUCUGCUCUUGAACAUGAUGUUGAAAAGGAAAAAAUAGUCACUGUUACAGAAUCAAUCGAUAAAACACCUGGAGUUAAAAUAUCUACAUCGAAAGAUCUAAGCUUAAAAGAAACUCAAGAAAUAACAAAAGAACAAGUGGAACCUGUCAUAGAAGAUAUUUUACAGAAAAGUACGAUUGUCGCAGCAGCUCGAAGUCCUAUAUUAGAAAAAGAUAUCAAAAUAAUUAGCAAAGAAAUACUUGACACUGAAAAAAGAUCCUAUGACGCUAAAGUACCUCAAAAGGAAGAACGUAGGCAUUCUUGUAUUAGUCCUGCAAUUUCACUCGAAAGAAUUGCAGAGGCAGAUACGGAAGAAGAUUUUAAGAUAGAAACUGAAAUAAAAGUAAUUCCUAGAACAGAUGAAACAAAAAUUGAAUUAAAGAAAUCGGAUUCCACUAUGAAACAAAUGGCUGAUAAUAUUGAAAUUAUCAUUAAACAGGCAUCUGAAGAUUUGGAUAUUUCGGAAGAACUUCUAGUAGAAAAAGAAGAUCAAAAGGAUCUACAAGGUGAAGUUUCUGUAGAUUCGAUUAUUGAAGAAGCCGUUCAUACUGUAGAGGGCUAUUUAGACAAAACUACAGAUAUUAAAUCUGAUAUUACUGAUACUGAACUUGAAGUAAUUAUCUCUGAAGAUACAAAAGUAACAAAGGAAAGACCAGGUUUAAUAAAAUCACUUUCUAGAGACAGUGGCGAAAUUGUUAUAAUGCCCAAGAAAAAACAAGUAAGAACUUUUUCAGUUCAAAGUUCACCGGACGAAGUUGAAGAACAAAUAUAUACAGAUUCGGAGUCAGACAUGGACAAAGCUAAGGUAUUGGAAAUAAUUGAACCAUCUUCGGAUAUCGACGGGAAACUUCCGACAUCUAGUUUUGAUAUUAAAAAAAUUCGGACGGAUUCACUUGAUGAUGCUGACGAUUUUCCAGAAAAAGAGGCCGAGUUUUUUGAAGAAGACACUAAAUAUGCAGAAGUAUCGCUUACCACUUCUGAUUUGAAACAUAAAGAAUUCAAUGAUGUAACUGGCUCAACUUCACUUACGCAACAAGAAUUCGAUAAUAAUAAGUUAGAAGAUAAAUUUGUUAAAAAGACUAACUUUGUAGACAGUAUUUUGCGCUCUGAUUUAGUAUCAAAAUCAACAACUGAAUCAUCAGUCACAACAGUAAUAUCAACGUUAACAAAAUCAUCAGAUGAUGAACCGAAGUCAGUUGUAGAAGAUGGAACAUCAGCUGAUUUGUCUAAAAUCAGUGGAGCUGACUUAGCCAAAGAUUUGUCCAAAACAUCGAUAGAUACUAAAGAUGAAUCUAGGACUGAAGAUCAAACGGAAGAUCGAGGCACUCCUGAUUUAUCAAAAAAGUCUAUUGAUUUAACGAAAGAUUAUUCCAAGUCAUCUAUAGACAGCAAAGACACCUCUCGUGAUUUUGCCACAAACGAACUAUCUAAAGACUCGACAGUCGAUUUAACUAAAGAUUUCUCAAAAGUAUCAAUAGAUAGUGUCAAAGAAACUUCAAGAUCAAUUGAUGAAAAAACAUUUUCUGAAGAACAUUCGUCGUUUGAUGUUUCUAAGACUUUAGCAUCAGACGCUUCUGACGCUAUUACAAAAAGUAGAGAGUUUUUAGAAGAAGAAAGAUCUCUUUCGAGAAUGAUUCAUACCUCGACUAGUUCCUCGCAAGGGACGUCAGUAAUGACGGAAAGUAAGGUAUUUAGUGAACUGGACGACAAAUCUUUAGAGAAAGGAAAGUUAUCGCAAAAAGUAGACGGAAGUAUCAGAGACGGUGAUACAAGAGAAAUUAAACAGAAAUUUGAUGAUUCACUAGUAGAAACCAAAAAGAUUACUUUUAGAGAUGACGCUCAAGAAAUUGACAUAACUGGAGACGAAAAAAGUGAAAAAGAAGAUGAAAUUGAAGCCCCAGAUAUGUCAGAGUUGAAUAGAAGAUGUUCAAAUUUGCUGGAAGACAUUUCUUCGCAAGGUGCUUUAAUCAGAAUUGAUUCUAGUCAUGUAACUCACGACCUUUCUUCGAAAUUUUCCAAAACCCCACCACCAUCGCCUGUAGAUUUAAUAAUGAAGGAAAGAGCAAAGGCCGAAGAAAGUGUUUCUGAAAAACAAAUUGGAUUACAACCUAAGGGUUCCGAAUCAUCAUUCCUUGAUGCGAGUAGGCAAUCACCAAGAGCUUCGUCAGCUGGAGACAGCUUUAUUAGUGAAACAGAGGCACAUCAAAGUGAGUUAUUAACUGAAGCAUCAAAAGCCUUAAGCGCUGCUCCAAGACCUAAAUCACCAACAAAGCACGUAGCCGAUAACUUAUCAUUCAUUAACGUUGACAAACCAACAAUAACUACUGGGGCUAUUGAGCUUGUUGAUCGAACAAUCGAAAAAAGCAUGGAUGUAAUCGAUCAAAUUAAAAGAGAAAUGCAAGAAGAGACAGAAAAAUCUACUUCUUCAGACACUUUUUACUCAGAAUCUAGAAUUGAAACUUCUACGUCGUCGUCAUCAGUGCAUAAAACUGUCGAAGGGUCCCAACUAAAGUUUACAAGUAUAGAUCCUGAGGCUGUUAUGUCGGACAUGAUUGCUAAGUUUGGAACUACUUGUGAAUACAGCACAGUACUUUCACAUAAAGAAACAGAAACAAGAAAAAUAUCAGGUCAAGAAUAUUUCUCUGAAACUAAGCAAGUAUCAUCAUCCGAUGAUGAUUCUCUUAUUAUUAAGACUGAAACAAGUCAUGAGUUGCGAGGUCAAGAACAUGAAGUUAAGGAAAAGAUGACAGUUAAAAGAGAUGGUGAACAAACUGAAACGUCUCAAAAGAAAAUGGAGAAGGCUCAUGAAGCGACAGCGAAGAGAUCUGAUAUCGAAACAAAAACUGUUUCUAAAAGUAAUGAUGACACAGAUAUAGUAAAAGUGGAAAGGGAAUUCUCUGAGCAAGGUCUGUACUCUGGAAGGCAAACUAAAUCUGAGGAGAGAAUGACUGCUAUCAAAGAUGAAACAAUUAAGAAAAAGCAGGAGGUGAAAAUAUCAGAAAGAGAUUUGUGCCAUGAACAAUGGGGUAAGGAAUAUUUCACUGAACCAGGAGAAUUAGAAGACGUUAAGGACGACGAUGAAUCAAAAACAGCAUUUUUAGAAUCUAACUUAAAAAUUGUUGAAAAGGAUGAAAGGGUUUCAAGUGUUGAAGUAUCUGAAAAAGGUCAAGUCGUAAGCUCAAAAGUUGAACAUCACAAAGAAGAAUCAAUUAUUGAAAGUAAGGAACAUGACGAUCUAAGUUCUGAUGCUUCUCAUGUACCAAGCUUUAAAAGCGAAGCUACUGAUAGACGUGGCUCUACUGAAACUAGUCCUAAAAGUAAGUCUAAAUCUUUUAAAAAGGAUGACGAAGUGUACGAAGUCGAUUUCAUAAAGGAAAUUAAAGUUUCAACAUCGCCAGUCAAAAGUACAUUUAGUCGUACUGGAAGUCAAGAUACACACUCAGAAUCCGAGGUUGUACCAGAAUUGCCACAUGAUGACAAAAUAAACGACACUCCAAAAAAAGAUAAAUUAACCAAAUCUCCAGUUAAAUUACCCCUUCAAUCCCAAGAUUUGGUAUUAGAAGUAUCCGUUUGUAAAGAUGGUGUUAGCAUUACUAAUGACUUAUCACAAGAAAAACUUAUUGAUUCAACAUCUACGGCUACACCACACUCGCCUAAGGACAGUGUUGAUGAAGUUAAAGUAAUUGAUACCAAAAUUGACAGCAGUGUAAAAACUACAAAAACCUGUGACACAUCUCCUGGUACUUUUGAAAUUUCUGAUGAAAUAAGUAUGACGUCUAAAGAUGUUAUGAUGAAAUCAGGUGAGAGUAUUGAUACUGAAUACAUGCUAAAAUCUUUAGAGUUACAUGAAGGUGAAGUUUUACAAAAAUCAAUGGAUUCAACAGUUAGUGCCGAAACAUUACAUGCCUCAGAAUUUUCAACGGAAGCAGAUUCAGCAUUUCUUACGGGAACGGAACACAAACGAGAAGAAAUUAGGUUAAUUAAAGAAAAAAGCACGGAAGAUAUUUGUAGUAGUGGUUAUGAUACUGAUUUCUCCUCUGCCGAGUUUCAUGGAAUGAAACUUGAGUCUGAAAGGGUUACUUUGGAUUCAUUGAUAUCUGCUCAGCCUCUUGCUGACUUAUCAGUUUUAGAAAAAACUAUAGAUGAAGUUAAGCAGUCUCUCGAAGCAGCGCAAGUUGAAAUAAUAAGUGAAAAGAAUGAUGGAAGUAUUAAAUAUAAACAAUCUCCAUCUGAAUUUCAGUUUAAAAUUUUAAUUAGCCCAGAUAUGCCUGAAGUGAUCAAGGAAGAACCUCAUCAUGCUGAUGAUCAUACUGAUAGGACUGUUGUGAAAAAUAAGGAAGAUCAACUAAUAGAUAGCCAGAAAUCAGAUAGCUUAUCUCAUAAGAUAAGCUCACAAGAAGAAGAAACGUUUUCAGACGAUGAUAGAGAAACAAUUCACCAUAAAGAGUCUAGUCCACCUUUAGAAGGAGAUAUAUCGAUAAAAUCUGAUAGUGGUCCUCAUUCUAUAUUAGAAACUGAGAGUGAUCUCGUUUUAUCUGACAGAAAUAGUUCAUCCAAAGGUAGCCCUGAAGUAAAGCUCCGAGCUCAAAAGUACGUUAAAUCACAAUUAGGCGUUGUAGAAAGAAGAUCUGCAUCAGAAAUAGAAGGAUGGUCUAGUUCAGGUGAGAGUCACUAUCAUAGUUUUGAACACUCUGAAAGCAGACCACUCUCAUCGGAUGUUGAAGUUAUGAUGACAGCUCAAAGUGGUACAGAAUAUGAAACGGCACUUACUAGUCAUGAUGUUUCGUCUCAGUCAUUAAGAACGUCGAAAGACUACUUCACCGCUGGUAGUUCACUUGCUUCAAGAGAUAGCAUGAAAAGUCUUGAUUCAGAUGGUUCGAGUCAUGUAGCAAGUAUAGACAUUUCAGAUGCUUCUGAAACACUGGUUCCAUCUGCAAAUGAGUUAAAAGAAGAAUUAAUGGAAAGCAGUACUUAUGUUGAACAAUUUCUUCAUGAACCCGAAAAAGGGCAAGUAUCAAAGGUAAAAGAAACAAGUGAUGAAGAAAUAUCGGGUGAAGAUGAUGAAUAUAAAACAGAUAAAGUUGAACUUGUAGGUAAGAUGAAAAGAUCUCAUGAAAUGCGAUUUCAGCCAAGAGAAAUGAUUCCCGAACAUUUUCCAUUUGAAGCUACUUCCGAAAGUACUGAAUUCGAAGAUGAUUCCUUAAAAGAUAAAGAAUGUUCGGAUACAACUAUAUCCAGUCAACUUAAAACAGAUGAAAUUCUAUCCUCAUCGAUUUCAAAAAUUGAUAUUUUGUCACCUCAAUCUCAAUUCGAUUUAGAUAAAGAUGAUACACAAGAAGUUGUUACCAAAGUGUCCGUGCAUAGUGAACAUGCAGUACCAUUUUCUAUUACAAAAAUUGAAAAACAACAAAGAGAAUUUGUUGAUAUUGAAAGUGAAAUCAUUCCUGUAGGCUCGGCAGAGUAUGAAGAAAUUGAGAAAUUUGGUAGUACAACCACAAAAAAAGACAAAUUAUUACAAGAUGAUACGCCGAUAGUAAAAACUGUCGUAAAAAAGGAUGAAACCUUGCCUUCAAGUUCUAUUUCAGAAAUUUUAGAAGAAGUGCAAGAAGAAUGUAUUAAAAAAACUGUUACAGAAAUAAGUGCGAUACCUUUUCCUCUUACGGAGAAACCACCUAGUCAAAGAGAGUUCGUAGAUGUUGAAGACGAUAUAAUUCCCGUAGGUACAAAACAGUACGAAGAAAUAUUGAAAUCAAAAAGUGAUUCAUCCGUUCCUAAAACAAAAAUAGAGAAAUCGGGUUUGAGAACUCCAGAAGACCAUUUAGAAAGCAAGCAAAGCUCAACAACAAGCUUAAAAUCUCAUGAGCAUAUCUCUACACCACAUACACCUUUAUCUGCACCAAGUCAAAGUUCCCUUUCUACAGAUAAUGGACGGGAGUAUAUCCUUGAUGAUAUGUAUGAUAUUUCAGAAACUCCAGAACUAAAAUCGGAACUUAUGACUGAAACAAGCAGAUCUGAACUCAUCAUUACUACUGAGGAGAAGACCUUACAUACAUAUGAGAAAGAACAGGAAUCUCCGACUAGUGACGAAUUUGAAAUGGUUGAUAAACCUAGUGAAAUGGACGAUUUUGUUGUUAUCGAAGAAGUUGCGAAAGAAGCUCAAGAAACCGAUCCUGAAGGUAAAAGUAUGCAAAUAAAAGCACAAAAAUAUAUAAAACGCCAUGACACAGAGGUUGAAGAAUAUUUGUCGAAAACAUCAAAAAAACAAGAAAGCGUCAGUAGUGCUUCCGGAUCAGGAUCACUAUCAGAUGAAGAAAUUUUACAAUACGAGUUAGAACAAAAGCGAUUGCAAGCUCAAGAACUAGCUGAAAUUGAAGCAGGUAAGCGCUGGAUACAAAUGCAGUUUGAGGGAGAUCCUAGGUAUGACUAUGAAAGGAUUCCUUUAGAGGAUAUUAAAGAGGAAGAAAUGACAGAUUUUGAUGCCAGUCGAAUUGGGAGCUUGAGUUCUCAGAAAGAAUCAAUUGGAAGUUAUGGCAGUUUUAGGAAUUCCUAUGGAAGCCUUUCUGAGUCAGAAAUGGCCUCACGUAUGAGAUUUAGAUUAAAAGGCGACAAUGAUGAUAUAUCUAUUAGUUCCUUACAGGAAUUCGAAAACCUCGAAAGAGCUUUAAUGGAACAAUACCAACAACAUUCUUCAUCAUCUCAAGAUUCCUUAAAUGGAUCUUUACCUCGCCGAUACAUUUUAAGUAAAAGUCAAGGGGAUGAUAUAUCUGUAUCAAGCCUUAAAGAAUUUGAAGGCCUCGAAACUGCUUGCCUUGAAGCUUUAAAGGCUGAGUUAUUAGCAAAACAAAAGGAAGCUUUAUUACUAGCAGACCCCAAAGUUGUUAGUAGCAGUUUCUUAGAACAAGAGAAACGAUCUUAUGAUAGUAGUUCUGAAAGUAGCCCUCCAUUUAAGAGUGGGAGUCCUGGACAUAAAAGUGGCAGUCCAUCUCAAAAAAGUGGUAGCCCUUCACAGAAAAGUGGCAGUCCGUCACAAAAAGUAGGAAGUUACGGUAGUCCAUCGCAAAAACUUUUAGCUGAUUCGGUGGCAAUCCGAAAAAUUAUUGAUCAACAAUUGGCUUUAGAACAAAAAAUGCAAGAAUUUCGGCCGAAAAUUGUAACAGUAAAAAAAUUCGAUGAAAGAGGAUCAUUUUUUGUACCUGAACCGGAACCUGGAAAAUCAGAACUUAAAACCACCGAAGUAGUUGAAGAAUGUAAAAAAACCUCGUCUUUCGUUUGCGCGGCAGCCCCUAGCGAUGGUUCUGCAGAAUCCAUUCCAGGAGAUUGUGAAGAAAUGAUGAAACUUUUAGACCAAGAGGAACAGUCUACAAAAGAAGAAGAACAAAAGCCAACUUCUACCUCAACAUCUGCGGGCGGUGUUAUAGAACUUGUACGAACUAAAACAGUUAUUCAACAAAAGUUUGUAGAUGGAAAGAAGGUAUCCGAAACUAUAACAAGCCUUGAUAAUGAAGGAGGUAUAGAUAUACCAGCGAGAUCUAAACCUUAUGAUGAAAGUGGUAUGUCUAUGAGUUCUGAAAUGUCUUCUUCGUUAGCCUCACAGCCCUCAGAAAUGGACAGUUUAAUGACUAUAAUUGAAAGACAGCCAUCAGAAAGUGAAGUGGUAACUUUUUCUAAGCAAACUGUAAUUACGUCUUCUGAGAGAUUUGAAGAUAAACCCGACGAUUUGGAUUUCUCAAGAGAAGGAAGUGCAGUCCGUGAGCUGUCACCCUCCUCUGGGAGGUCGGUGGCUCACAGUAUUAUCUCUGGAAAACAUUUCACAGAUCCAGCUAGCGGUUCUUGGAGUUGUCAAGACGAAGAGUUAAGUUCGUCAGGAAGUUUCAGUCGAGCUCGUGCUGAUCUAAUGCUAGGCAGUACGGAUAGCCUAGAAGCGACAAGUUCGAACGCUACGAGAGCAACGUAUAACUAUGAAGUGGAUACUCCUAUGACUGGUAGCCUUACUUCUGGAGCGCGCCCUCCAGGGUCGAACACCAUGGUGUCCUCGCUUGACACUUUGGAUCCUGUGACGGCUGUACAGAUGGAAAGCUUAGAACACCAGUCUACUAGUGAACACUAUUCUCAAGAUUAUGAAGUACAUGAACCAGAUUCUGACACAGAAAGACUGGAAUUAGACAGUCGCGUCCCUCGAGCAAAGGAACGCACAAUAAUGUUUGAUAGUACAGACACUUUAAGCGCCGUUAGUGGAGAUGGCUCCGUUAAAGAGGCUACUGUUGAAGCACCAGCUGCUACUUUCUACAUUGGAGAUACACCGAUCGUCCGAGGAGAUAGAAAAGAGGAUGACGAGAAGGAAGAAAGCCAGCCAUCUACGCUAUCUGGUAGUUGUCCAGCGUCCCUACCACCUGCUACUCAACCACCGGCUCCAAUACCCGCACAGCGAAGGUCACUUUCAAUAAUUCCGAAGCCAACGCGAUCAAGCUUAGACGACUCGAAAAAGUAG
Messenger RNA from Melitaea cinxia (Glanville fritillary), 14349 nucleotides. Its product is annotated as titin homolog. The transcript is spliced from 27 exons. Gene Ontology annotation, biological process: signal transduction. The coding region runs from base 1 to 14349 and encodes 4782 amino acids. NCBI's taxonomy places the organism in Eukaryota, Metazoa, Arthropoda, Insecta, Lepidoptera, Nymphalidae. Gene Ontology annotation, molecular function: protein binding. The record is from RefSeq and is a predicted model, not a curated record.